UGCCCAUAACAAACGUUGCCAUGACGAGAUUCCAUAAACAAUUCUUUAUUUACCUCUCUAUACUGGCACGAGCGGGCUCUUAUAAAAUAGAGUUAAAUGGGGAAUUAUUAUUUGACAUGAAAAUAUCAGACGCCGGCGAGCCUUUCGAAAGAGCCGCAGAAGAAAAUGGCAAGAUAUGGGAAAAGGAAUACAAAGCCCUGGAUAGUUCAUUGGAAAAAGGAGAGUCAAAAGAGUCAAACAAAGAGGGGAAAAUAACAGAAAGACCAACGAGUGAGAAAGUUGAAGAGUACAUCACGACAAAUCAAUCAGGAAUGACGGUAGCGCCGGUGGUGGAGUGUUUGUACCAGUAUCCAGACUUGGAGCAGUUCAAUGCCAUGUUGAGCAACAUGAUGAACGAGCUGACCAAGGUAUUCGUUCGCGUUCACAAGCUGAUGCACGAAGUCGAGGGCAGAAGGCGCCAAGAAACCAGGUUCAGGGUAGUCGCCAAGAAAGCCACCACUUACUUUGAGGGCAUUUACUCUAACAUGACGAAAGAAUACAGCGAAUUCUACAACAACAUAGCAGGUCACGUGGCCCGAGCUGGCGAAGACCCCUGCAACAACCAAGCUGAGCUCAAAGAAGUAUGGAGGAAGCUUCUAGAGCAUUCCCUGAGCAGCCUCCGCGACGCUGCCCAGUCGUGCAUCGAGGAGUUCCUCAGGUCCCAGAAUAAGAGCCACGACCGUAAGGCUAGGGCCAGGUUGGAACAGUUCCUGGCGAGGGAGCUGCAGAGAAUCAGGACUGGACAGCUGGACAUGCUGUGUGAUAGAUUCCAGCUUUGUUUUAAUGAACUUUUGUAAUACUGCUAUAAUUUUGCAGUUUUUGUGGUUUUUGUAUUAUUACUUGACAAAUAACAUAAUUAGAUACUUUUACAAACUUCCAUCCUUUAUCAAAAUUCACUUAUGUGAAUUAGGCGUGAAAACUUAACAGACAGACGGAUUUACUUCUCAUCAACAAUAAAAUUUAUCAUGAAUGUCUAAGGGACAUUGAUAUUUUAUAAAAUAAACAUAUUGACAGAGUAAAAUAAAAUGCAAUCUUUAAAAAACAA
Messenger RNA from Ostrinia nubilalis (European corn borer), 1084 nucleotides. RefSeq lists its product as uncharacterized. Bases 21 to 836 code for a protein of 271 amino acids. The transcript has 3 exons. Lineage: Eukaryota; Metazoa; Arthropoda; Insecta; Lepidoptera; Crambidae. The record is from RefSeq and is a predicted model, not a curated record.